CCGUUUGGCGGUUUGACAGCUCGGGAAUUCCCCUACGAAUGCUGCGUCUGAUCAUCGAUGGUCAGUUUGAGUGUUCUGUUGGAAUCCUGACCAUUUUAUUUAUAAACUCCUGGAGCCAGAGACAGCAACAAAAGACUAGAUUAUUAUUUUACAGUCUUCCUUUUCAAAGUGUAUUGAAGUUUGCAAAAAGAAUACACGAAAUGGAUGAUAUUGCAUACUAUGAUUCCCAAGUGCAAUAUCAGAAAAGAGUCGGAGAAAUAGAAAAGGAGCGACUACAGCUUGAAAGGGAGAUGUUUUCGAUGAUGAGAUCAGAUAAAAAGUUACAGAAUAUAAGAGCAGUAAAGCUAAGAAGCUACUGGAAACAGAUAUGUGAGAGAGAAGAAAAAGCAAGGGAGAGGAAUAAAGAACUUCUGCAUGACUUUGAAGAAAUGGAACUGAAACUUUCUGUUAUGGAAACAAAGACGAGCAAGCUUCAGAAAAUGAAGGUGGAAUAUGACGAGAAAGUGAAACAAAUGUAUCCACAAUGGAGAAAAGAAGUUGAAGUUGCUCGAGCCAAAAAACAACUCCAAGAGCGCGGUAUCCACGUAUCACAGACAAGAGAACAUACUUUGCCUUCGUAUGAUGUUGACCAUGCAUAUUCUCACACAGAAAGUCUAUCGCCAACUCGAGAAAUUCAUUCUUCAUUAUCACUAAACACACCAGGAAACGCUGCUAGUUUAAGUAUGAAGAAAGCAUCUUUCGAAUCUGUAUCACCUGAGGAUAAUGUCAAAACACCGGAACAAAGCAAUAGUACCAUCAAGAUUGCUGCAUCACAUCCUACACAAGUACCAGUCACAUCCACACCUAAGUCAUCUCAAUCUGCUAUAAUCUUCAGUGAACAAGCCUCGGUCCAUGCUCCUCCUGAAUCAUUUGCUGAUACGAAACCCAAACAAGUUGAUUAUGUGAAUGUCACAUCACCAAUGAGGAUGCAAAGCAAAACGAGUGAUGUUGUUCACACCAUUCCAACUGCAGCUUCUUCUGAUGAAGGAAACAGUGACAUAUCGGAACCAUCAAUGCUAUCUGAUCAGACUCCCAAUGUAAAAAAUGCCUCCAAUUCAAAACUGGAAAGUUCUCUGGAAUCUCUAGGCAAUAUCAGACCUACAUCACUACCAAAGCCUACAUUGCCAUCCCCAACACAUCUUUUUGCAGCUACUGCAAUAAAAGACAAAGACAAUCAAUCUGAUCAGAAUUCGUUUGAAAUUGAAUCAAGAUCUCGACAUAAUUCUUCAAUCAAUUCCCCAAUCAAAUAUCAACCUUCACCUGUUUCUGCUGUUGCAGUACAUGCAAGUAAUAACCACAAAUCACCUGAUGUCAAACCUGGAAGCAGAAUGAGCAUGAGUUCGUUUGAAUCAGAUGAUUUAUCACCGAGGUCAAAUUUAUCUCCAAGGUCUGAUACAACAUCGCCAAGAUCAAAACCACCACUGACAGCAAAUGCGGCUUAUCAAGCACUUCUCAAACAGCAUAGUGGUCCGAAGAAUCCUGAUUCUAUCAACAUCCCAAGCAUUGAUGAAGAGAGUGAUGAAGAUGACUUGGAAAAUAUUUUGUCACCGCAUGGAACUGGGAAACGAUCACAAUUUGCACCUUCGGAAAAUUCUGAUUCAGAUGAAGAUGAUUCAUUCAGUUCUCGGAAGGACAAUGCACCAGUUUAUAUUCCAACUGCAAUGUCAUCUGAAUCAAAAGCGAAAGGACAAAAUCAACUGACUAGGCCAAGAGCAGUUCCUAAAGCUCCAUGGGAUACAGAUACUGAGGAUGAAUUUGAAAAUGAGGAAACUUAUCUUUCCAACACAGGAGGAAGUUCUAAAUGGGAUCAGAAGUUACAGAAAUACGAUGCCCAGGAUGAUUUUGACUUUUAUGAUUGAUAAAUGCUCGAGGAUAUUGCUGUAACAGCUUACAAAAGAAUUUACAACAGCUGUACAGAAAUGGAAUGACUAACUCCACUUGAAUGAAUGACAUGCUCAAAUUUACUUAUCAUCAUAGGAAGAUACAUAAAUCUUUAUAUUUUUAUACUGUCCAUUACAGAAUUUUAUGAAA
Messenger RNA from Styela clava, 2070 nucleotides. RefSeq lists its product as uncharacterized. Lineage: Eukaryota; Metazoa; Chordata; Ascidiacea; Stolidobranchia; Styelidae. Gene Ontology annotation, biological process: spindle organization. The record is from RefSeq and is a predicted model, not a curated record. Gene Ontology annotation, cellular component: centrosome.